Molecule: messenger RNA, 685 nt
Organism: Macrobrachium nipponense
Lineage: Eukaryota; Metazoa; Arthropoda; Malacostraca; Decapoda; Palaemonidae
Product: ubiquitin thioesterase OTU1-like
Exons: 4
Coding region: 256-576 (106 amino acids)
Source: RefSeq, a predicted model, not a curated record
AUAUUAACAAAGAUGUUGUUAUAGACAAUAUAACGCUCGAAUAAUAUAGAAAUAUAUUAAAAAUAACACUGAUUAUUCAUUCAGUGCAUUGAAGGCGUGCAGUGCGCAUAUUUUUGGAAAUUUCAAAAAAGGAUAGAAAACAAAAGAAGAAGAAAAUAUAAACAAAGAACAGAUGUUUGAUGUCAUCCGCAGUUCAUAACAUUGCCCAGCCACUAAAGCUUCCUCCGUAGACAGCUCUCCGUUUCAGAACAAACCAUGUAUCGUUUGCGAGUAAAAACUAAAGGAGGAGGACAGCUCCCACUGACCGAUCGUGUGAAUGGAGAUAGCACACUUGCUGACCUGCUCGCAGCCAUACAAGAUGUCACUUCAGUUGCGCCUGAAAGGCAGAAGAUUCUGUCAGGUUUCCCACCAAAACCUAUCAAAGGCAGCUAUACCAUGACUCUCAAAACUGUUGGAGUUAGAAAUGGGGAUGUUUUGAUAGUUGAAGAUGUUGAGCCUUCAACAAAUACGACUGUAGAAGAUGCCGCCCCUGCACCAGUGAAGACAGAAGGUACAUGCCUGCAACUCCAAGAAUAGACAAAGUUUCUACACAAAGAGAAUCUUCUGAAAAUACUGCUAAUAGUGGCAUCUUACUGAAAAAAGUUGUACCUUCAGAUAAUUCUUGUCUUUUUGCUAGCAUAUUGUA